AUGUGGAUUCAGGGAGACUGGCAGACUGACACAAAUUUUCCAGCCAGCCUCCUCCCUCACCUCCUCCUCCUUCACCUCGUCCCCCUCUUUGUUCCCCCUCUUCCUCCCCCGACUCAAACCCCAGUGCUUCCUCCUCCCAAACUGGUUCCCAUCUUCAAGAACAAGUGUCCAUCGCGUCGUAUCAACGUGGCCCUCCUGAGAGCGCAGAAACAGGGACAGCAGCUGAUUGGAGGAGGGGAGGAAAGAGGGCGGGUGACCUUACCUGCUUUGGGAAGAAGACCCAACACGUUUUGUACUUCUUCUUCUUCUUCUUCUUCUUCUUCUGUUUUCUCUUUGUCAGCUUCAUCUUGCCCACCUACCAUUCCUAGCUUCAAACCUCGCCCUAAACCCAAGAGCAGCGCCUUCCCUCUUCCAGCAGGUUACCCCAAACUCAAACGCCUCCCCAGCCUCAGCCCGGCCUCCAGGUCUAAACCUGCGCUCAUCCUCAGUCCAAAUCCAGAAAUCCAGUACGAAGCCAAGUCCAGCAACAUAACCGAAAAGAUGGCAAGUUUAGAAAGCAACACUGCAGCUAUGUCAAGAGGAAAGGUGCAAGAACAAGCAUCAAAACAACCUUCAGCUGCUCCACCUGAGCCUCCUCGACUGCUGACAGCUGCAGAAAUCUCAAACAGCAGCACAACAGGAGUUGUGUUUGAGUCAAAGCCGAAGAAAUCCAAAUCUUUGCUUCGAGUUACAGAUGUGGAGAAAAUGGCCAGGAGCAACCAGUUGUUUAAGCUGAACUCUGCGACCCUGCUGGCCUGGUUAAAAGUCAGAGGAGCGACUGUCAGUGCCAAACACAAGAAGGAGGAGCUGAUGCUGAAGGUCAUGGGCUGUCUCGCCGAGGCUUGAGACCCACACACACACACACACUAACACACGCACACACAUGCAACCACACUCUGCCCAUAUCGACUUAAUCUACUUACUCUGGAGCAUUAAUGCUGCUCUAAGCUACUUGAUUCAAGAUUUGAUGUUAAAAGAGAAGCUGCAACAAAAGAGCACUUUCAUCCUCGCUAAUUGAGAUGCUGAAGAUUUGCCCAAAUUCUAAUCUUGUGUUAGAUGAAGUCGCUUUGGAGUCCUAUAAAGUGAAAUACAGACUUCAUAAGAUUUUUUGCUUUUGUUUGAUCAAAUUGUUAAGAUCUGUGAAAGUGUAUGUUGUUCAUUCACAAAACGUUUAAGAAAACGUUCUUUUCAUUGAAGGAAUUCUGUGUUUGUUUUCCUUCUUUCUUUUAAAAAACUUAAAUCUUCUACCCUAAAGGGGAAUUGUUUUUUAUGGCCCCCUUUUCAACAUAUUUUUGGCUCUGAAGACCUUGUAGGUACAUCAUUUUUCAAAGUUCAGAUUGUUAUUCUAAGUGUCUACAGCCUGUUUGACUGCUGCAGGUAGAAUCCGCCUACCGGAGCAAAAUCAAAAAGACUUUUUGUUCCUAUAAAUUAUUUAUAACCCCAAAUAUGUUGAAUAUAAAAGGCCAAAGAUGCACAGACACUGGAGUUGGCUGUAAAUAAGUUCUCUACCUCCGAUGUUUCAGUUGUUAAAGUCACACUGAAGGUUUGAAAAUAGGAAAGUUUUGUUCUGAUUCAUUGAAGGUGAAAAGAUGUAUAUUUGAACAGAAAAUAUUCUCUGUUGUGAAU
Molecule: messenger RNA, 1665 nt
Organism: Labrus bergylta (ballan wrasse)
Lineage: Eukaryota; Metazoa; Chordata; Actinopteri; Labriformes; Labridae
Source: RefSeq, a predicted model, not a curated record